CAACUCUCUGAAUCCCUCCAUCACGUGAUCCUUCUGUACCUAUCAAUUCCCUCUUUCACACAUCGUAGCAUAAAGCUUACGACAAAAAAACCAACACCCCGAAUUGUCAAACCCUUCUUUUUCUUUCUUAGUAAAACAGACUCAGAACCAACCCUCUCUUUCUCUUUGCAUUGAUUCUAUCUACUCUUUCAGCUCAGUGUGUCCUUUGGUUUGAGAUAUUUUUUUCCAUAUAAAAAGGACAAAUAUAUAAAUAUAUAUUGGUUUUAAAGAGAGAGAGAGAGUUGAGUGUGUGUAUAUAAAGAAAGAGAAAGCAGCAGCACCUGAUACAGAUGCACUCCCUGAUGGCAGCUUACUAUCCCAACAACGUCACUACUGAUCAUAUUCAACAGUAUCUGGAUGAGAACAAGUCAUUGAUCUUAAAGAUUGUUGAGAGCCAGAAUUCCGGGAAAUUUAGUGAAUGUGCUGAGAAUCAAGCACGGCUGCAGCGAAACCUCAUGUACUUGGCUGCAAUUGCAGAUUCUCAACCGCAACCUCCAGCCAUACAUGCCCAGUUCCCGUCAAGCGGUAUUAUGCAGGCUGGAGGGCACUACAUGCAGCAACAGCAACAAACUCAACAGAUGACACCACAAUCGCUUAUGGCUGCACGGUCCUCCAUGUUGUAUGGUCAGCAACCAUUUUCUGCUCACCAACAACAAGCUCUGCAUGGUCCACUUGGCAUGAGCUCCGGUGGAAGCACAGGUCUUCACAUGCUGCAAAGUGAAGCUAGCACUACAGGUGGCAACGGAGCACUUGGAGCUGGAGUUUUCCCUGGUUUCAGGCAUGGCUCUUCUGGAGAAGGCAAGCAAGACAUCGGAAGUGCAGGGUCAGCCGAAGCUCGUGGAGUUCUCGGCUGCGAUUGACGGCCUAAUGGUCUGUCUACUAUCCAGAUUUAGCAUAGUUAAGAAGAUGAAUUUAGGGGAUAUAUAUUUUUUUAAAGGAAAUUGUUUCUGAUGCAAGGAACAAUGUUAGGACAUAAACUUUAGACCUUUUGGUCUGUGUUUUCUAGUACGAGACAGAGCAUCUUAUGGUAAACUUAACAUGUAAUUUUUGUAGGGUCUCAUGAUUCUACUUUCCAAAUCUGUGUUUUACUUUAACCAUCUUUGAGUCAACCGUGAUGAUGCUGAUGUGGUGGAUUCAUUCUCGGUGUAAUUUUUAAUCCCAUUUCAUUCGAAUCCAUGACCAUAUCUAUAAAAAUCUUAUAUUUUACCUCC
Messenger RNA from Gossypium raimondii (Peruvian cotton), 1250 nucleotides. RefSeq names its product GRF1-interacting factor 1. The coding region runs from base 330 to 899 and encodes 189 amino acids. The transcript is spliced from 4 exons. Lineage: Eukaryota; Viridiplantae; Streptophyta; Magnoliopsida; Malvales; Malvaceae. Gene Ontology annotation, cellular component: nucleus. Gene Ontology annotation, molecular function: transcription coactivator activity. The record is from RefSeq and is a predicted model, not a curated record. Gene Ontology annotation, biological process: cell population proliferation; leaf development; positive regulation of transcription by RNA polymerase II.